Molecule: messenger RNA, 957 nt
Organism: Strongylus vulgaris
Lineage: Eukaryota; Metazoa; Nematoda; Chromadorea; Rhabditida; Strongylidae
Source: the annotation of a GenBank genome assembly
AUGAAUAAAGCAGCCAUUACUACAGCACUGUUUGGUAUAGCUGUAGCAAUGCUGAUAUGUUUCAUUGUGGCUAUUCGUCUUAUUAUAGAAAUCAACCAGUUCUACGGCGAAGCGAUCUCACAACUGACAGAAUCCAAGGAAUUGGCUGAUUCUGCGUCGCAUAAAAUGGAAUCAUCAUUCAAAAAUGUAAGAGAAAAGCGAGAAACUUUUGAAAUAACUACUGACAAUACGUGCCGAUGCGAACUGACAGCCAUUAGCUGUCCAUCAGGUCCACCAGGUCCGCCAGGAAAACGUGGCAUCCCAGGAAUCCCAGGCUUACGAGGGCUGAAGGGAAAACGCGGUCGAGAUGGGCUUUUACUCAGCUUUGAAUUUUUGUCUUACAACUGUGUUCAGUGCCCGCUUGGACCACCUGGACCUAUGGGAUUUGAUGGGCCUAUUGGAUUGCCAGGAAUUGCUGGACUUCCAGGAACGAAUGGAAGGGAGGGAAAACCUGGUCUGCCUGGAUAUCCGGGAGUCAAGGGAGACAACGGAAUGGAAGGAGCAAAAGGAAGCCCUGGGUUGCCAGGCACGCCUGGCGCAGUUGGUCAACGAGGCGCUGGUACUCCUGGCCCUGGCGGGCCACCUGGACCACCAGGACUUCCCGGAGCACGUGGAAGGGAGGGUAACUUUGGUUGGUCUGCUUUACGUGGACCCCCUGGGCCUGUUGGACCUGCUGGAAGUCCCGGAAGACCUGGUGCUGAUGGGAACCCUGGAGCUAGUGGAAAACCUGGAGAGGCUGGAUACGAUGCUAUUUACUGUUCAUGUCCUCAACGCACAUCCAAGUACAAACAUUUAAAGAGAUUUUCUCGUUAUAAGGAUAUCGCAGUCAUUACUGUCACUAGAAGAAUCAAAGUGGAAGAUGCUGUUCCCUAUAAUAUAACAAGCCUAUCGCUUGGAUCAACCAAGUUAGAAACCUAG